CCCAACUGUGACGUCAGCGCCUUCCGACGAGUUCCGUCCAGAGGUUUGCGGUGGGGCCGGGGGCUGGACAUGGCCCCCCGUCCCCAGCCUGACUCCUGCCUCGUCGGCAGCCCCCUCGGCCUGAUAUGUGUGUCCCUUUUGCUCAUCCCAGCUGCAGCUGGAACCUACUGCGAGUGCAGCCUUGGCCUCAGCCGCGAGGCCCUGAUCGCCCUGCUCGUGGUGCUGGCGGGUGUCAGUGCCAGCUGCUUCUGUGCUCUCGUCAUCGUGGCGGUUGGCGUCCUGCGAGCCAAGGGUGAAACAUGUCCUGGACACAUGGACAGCAGGUUGGUGGGGCACUUCGGGGUGCAGGAAGAUCACAUGGACUUGCACACGGUGCAUGUGGAGUCCCACCUUGUGGAGCCUGACCUGGAGGUCUCCAUGAUGCCGUCCCUGGAGGAUCACGGCCUCAUGACCAUCCCCAUGGACUCGACGGCUCCAUGUGUGACUCUGGAGGAGCCGCCCUGCCCACCCCCACCACUUGAGUAGGGCUGCACAGCGAGGGGGAAGGGGAAUUAAACAGUAUUUAGUAGUU
Molecule: messenger RNA, 571 nt
Organism: Ceratotherium simum simum (southern white rhinoceros)
Lineage: Eukaryota; Metazoa; Chordata; Mammalia; Perissodactyla; Rhinocerotidae
Gene: TMEM210
Product: transmembrane protein 210
Source: RefSeq, a predicted model, not a curated record